This is a messenger RNA of Seminavis robusta, 1750 nucleotides long. The record is from the annotation of a GenBank genome assembly. NCBI's taxonomy places the organism in Eukaryota, Bacillariophyta, Bacillariophyceae, Naviculales, Naviculaceae.
AUCAACAAAGAAUGAAAAAUGUGAGACGCUCGGGGAUAUCCAUCGACAAGAUACACGCGGACCACUUUUCUCGCAUGAGCCUUCUCUGGGUGCUGCCGGUUGCCACUCGUCGCUUCACGACAACCCCAGUUCAUUUUUCACUACCUGGUACUCUCACAAGAAGUAGACCGCUCUUCCAAAAUUAAUUUCCGAAGCAGCAAGAUGGAACUUGUUCCGACGUCGGAAGAAGCUACCCCACCGGAAGUUACCGAGGCCACACCACCUCCGAAAGUGACAGGAGGCAAAGAAUUGCGAUCUCUGUUGAACGAAAGCACUGAAGCUCCCUUUUCCGAUACGGUUCGGGAAGAAUUUGGAGAUGAACCGGGCGAUGAAGAAGAAGGCGAUAUGGAAGAUAUGGUUCUCAAAGAACACGAGGCCAGUUAUAAUGCCGCCAUGACCAGUGGGAAACUCUGGUGUGGCGCCGUGACGAUCCUGCUGAUUAUGUUGUUGGUCAUGCUCUUUGUCGAUUUUGGAGGGGAUUGCGACGACGACAAGGAUGGCGACGACUUUGAAGGUGGCGCUGGGGUCGAGUAUUACAGGAAUAUUAUUGAUAGCCAUGAAAUGACAACUCUCACGCUGGUCCGUGGAAGUGGCCUCUGCUCGCAAUUGAUGAAUGUCAUGGGACAGAAAAUUUAUUACACCGAACACGACCGUGGAUUCAUUGUCGAUGAUAACGAGUACGGAUACAGUUGGAACGAAACUGUGGGAAUGAUCAAGGGAUUCUUUACUCCCAAAUUUCCAGUCCUGGCAAAAGGCGAGUGGAAGGAGGUAUUCCAACGCCACUUUGGAGUUCCGGAUUAUGCCAAAGUCUUUCAAUUGGGAACACGACGCCCCCUGCAGAAAGGAAAGGUGGAAAUCAUGUCGUCACUCUUCCAGGGAUACCGAAACGCCUUUGAGCAGGAGUACGGCACCAAUGGAGAUACGCUCUACAAUCGAUUUGUACAAGAAGCAUGUUCCAGCUUUCAGUUGAAUCCCCGCGCCAAGGCGGAAAUUGAAUACCUCAUCCAACGAAAUGGCAUCCCCAAUCUUCGUGAAGGAACGUCCGUGGCAUUUCAUGUGCGACGAGGAGCGGAUCAGAAAAAAGAACACACGAUUUAUCCCGGCAAAAAUUAUGUCGAAAAGCUCCUCAAAGUGGCGCCCAACAAAAACAUCGACAGUUGCUUUGUCUCCUCGGAUGAUUUUUCUGCAGUCUACGAGGUGAAUGCCGCAUUGGAGCAUUAUGGUGUCAACUGCACGGUCUAUCAUCUGACCCGGGCAGAAGCCUCCGGGUUGGAAAAUGAUCUGGCAUAUGAAAACUUUGAAAAUGCACUCGAAUUCUUUGCCGACCUGUACCUCAUGACGGAUGCAACCUACUUUGUUGGAACCUUUGACUCCAACGUGGCGACGGUGGUGUCGCUGUGGCGUGCAUGCAAAUACAAGGAUGCGCCUCAUUAUGCAAAUUCGUACGGAAUCGACAAGGAAGACUGGUACUACAGGUUACAUUAGUUUUAGGAGGUGAUCCGGCUGGUUAUUAUCAUCGCAGAUUGCAAGAUUUCUUCUGGAAGGUGCAUGUGUUUUCAUGGUCCAUACCGGUAGCAUCAGGCUUGAUCGCGAAAGCAAAAAAUCCAUUUCUACAACGUCAAAAGUACACAAACUCAAGCAAACAUCCAUUUCUACACAGCUUCUAGCAAAAAUACAUUUCUACAACGUCUAACUAAACCACAACCUACAC